GAGCAGCGGCCGCCCAGCCCGGGACGGUCGCACGGCGGCGGGGCCGCGCGCGGGACAGGCCGGCACAGCAGGGCCCUGGGGGGGCCAUGGCGCCCCCCGGCCCCGCCGCCCGCGCGCUGCGCCUGGGAGCCCGCGGAGCGGCCGCCGGCCGGGAGGAUCAAGGCAGAAGGUGCGGAGGCCGGGGAAGGGCCGGGGAGGCCUAGAGGGAGCUGUGUCCUCCGCAGACGCCCACCGAGAAGCCUGGUGCCCCAGCCAAGCGGGGCACCGUGCAGACCAGGAUGUCCAGCGCCGAGAUGGUCAUCAGCCACCGGACCUCGGGGCUGGGGGCCCCGAAGAGGAGGCCGCCGGGCGGCGCCCCGAUCCCCGGGCACACGGCGCCGCUCAGCAUCAAGGACAAGAUCUCGGAGUGGGAAGGGAAAAGGGAGGCGCCGGCGCCGGGCCCCGGCAGGAGGGCCGAGGGGCCCGAGGACCACCCGGCCGCCUCCGGGAUGGACACGACAGCGACGACGACGACGACGAUAACGACGACGAGAAGCGGCGACGGGCCGCGAUCCCGGGGAGCUGAGGCCCAGAACGGGGCGCGACCCGACGCCGAAAGGGCGCGGGGCGGCGAGCGGGCGGGCGGCCAGGACGCGGCCCCCAGGCCCGGGCGCGAGCGGGGCCGCGGCCGCCCCCCGGACGACGGCGCGUCGGUGCUGACGCAGGUGCGCAGGCUGGAGCGGGCGCUGCGGGACGGCUCGGCCGGGCUGGACCCGCAGCCGCCGGGCACCUGCUACUCGGCGCACUGCCCGCCCGAGCCCCGGCCACCCGCCCCGGACCCGGACGCAGCGGCCGCCGAGGACCGCAGGGGCGCGUGCUGGAGGCCCUGGGAGCACGGCCCGGACGGCGCGCCCCCCAAACCCGUGGUCAGCCCCCCGCCCAAGCCCCGGAGGACGUUCAAGCACGAUGGGGAAGGGGAAGGGGACACGGGCCGGGCGGGGCCCAGCCUGAGAUUCGGGAAGGACAGACGGAACCGGCCCCCCCUGCCCUCCCUCCCGCCCCCGCCCCUGCCCUCCUCGCCCCCGCCCGCCUCGGUCAACAGAAGACUCUGGAACGGGAGGCCCAAGCCCAGUGCUGACCACAGGAAGUCCUACGAGUUCGAGGAUCUGCUGCAGUCGUCCUCGGAGAGCGGCGGGGUGGACUGGUACGCGCAGACCAAGCUGGGGCUCACACGCACUUUAUCGGAGGAGAACGUCUACGAGGACAUCCUGGACCCGCCCAUGAAGGAGAACCCCUACGAGGACGUGGAACUGCAUGGACGCUGCCUGGGGAAGAAAUGUGUCCUGAACUUCCCGAGCUCGCCCACCUCCUCCAUCCCUGACACACCCACCAAGCCGUCUUUGGCCAAACCUGCUUUUUUCCGGCAAAAUUCCGAGAGGAGGAAUUUCAGGCUGCUGGACACUCGGAAGCCGAGUCGGGACGGAACGGUGUCCCCCUCCAGGACCAGCCCUCCGUCCACCCCCAGCAGCCCCGACGACACGUUCUUUAACCUUGGGGACCCUCAGAACGGCAGGAAGAAGAGGAAGAUUCCCAAGCUGGUGUCACGCAUCAACGCCAUCUACGAGGCUCGGCGAGGCAAGAAGCGGGUGAAGAGGCUGUCCCAGUCCACGGAGAGCAACUCAGGAAAAGUGACGGAUGAGAACAGUGAGUCGGACAGCGACACGGAGGAGAAGCUGAGAGCUCACAGCCGGCGCCUGGUGAAGGUGAAGUCGCGCCUGAAGCAGGCGCCCCGGCUGCCGGCCCUGGACCGCGAGCUGGCCGAGUUCCGGGAGAGGCGGCUCCUGGAGUACUUCGUGGUGGUGUCACUGCACCGGAAGCAGGCGGGGGCCGCCUACGUGCCCGAGCUCACGCAGCAGUUCCCCCUCAAGUUGGAAAGGUCGUUCAAGUUCCUGAAGGAGGCGGAGGACCAGCUGAAGGCCAUCCCGCAGUUCUGCUUCCCCGACGCCAAGGACUGGGCCCCCGUAGAGCAGUUCGCCAGUGAAACCUUCUCAUUUGUCUUGACUGGCGAGGAUGGGAGCAGGCGGUUCGGGUACUGCCGGAGACUGCUGCCUGGCGGCAAAGGCAGGCGCCUCCCCGAAGUCUACUGCAUCGUCAGCCGCCUGGGCUGCUUCAGCCUCUUCUCCAGGAUCCUGGACGAGGUGGAGAAGCGACGAGGCAUCUCUCCAGCGCUGGUCCAGCCCCUCAUGAGGAGCGUCAUGGAAGCCCCGUUCCCGGCCCUGGGCAAGACCAUCGUGGUCAAGAACUUCCUGCCCGGCUCGGGGAAUGAGGUCAUUGAGCUGUGCCGGCCCCUGGACUCUCGGCUGGAGCAUGUGGACUUCGAGUCCCUCUUCUCCUCCCUCAGCGUCCGCCACCUGCUGUGCGUCUUCGCCUCCCUGCUCCUGGAGCGGAGGGUCAUCUUCAUCGCUGACAAGCUCAGCACGCUGUCCAAGUGCUGCCACGCCAUGGUGGCCGUCAUCUACCCCUUCACCUGGCAGCACACCUACAUCCCGGUGCUGCCCCCCGCCAUGAUCGACAUCGUGUGCUCGCCCACCCCCUUCCUCAUCGGGCUGCUCACCAGCUCGCUGCCGCUGCUCCGGGAGCUGCCCCUGGAGGAGGUCCUGGUGGUGGACCUCGUCAAUGACCGGUUCCUCCGGCAGAUGGACGACGAGGACUCCAUCCUGCCCCGGAAGCUCCAGGUUGCCCUGGAGCACAUCCUGGAACAGAGGAACGACCUGGCCAGUGACCAGGAGGAAGGGGCCCCGGACUGCCGGCACGGCCCCGAGGGCAGCCCCUUGAACGAGGUGGUGUCCGAGGCCUUCGUGCGCUUCUUCGUGGAGGUGGUGGGCCACUACUCGCUCUUCCUGACGCCCGGCGAGCGGGAGGAGCGCAGCCUGCAGCGCGACGCCUUCCGCAAGGCCGUGUCGUCCAAGAGCCUGCGCCGCUUCCUGGAGGUCUUCAUGGAGACCCAGACCUUCCGCGGCUUCAUCCAGGAGCGGGAGCUGCGCCGGCAGGACGCCAAAGGUCUGUUUGAGGUCCGCGCCCAGGAGUACCUGGACACGCUCCCCAGCGGCGAACACAGCGGCGUCAACAGGUUCCUGAAGGGACUGGGAAACAAGAUGAAGUUUCUCCACAAGAAAUAAUCCUCCGCCCAGCACCAGGCAGCCUGUCCCCGCGUUGGGCCCCUCAGAAAUGCGGGGACCGGACAGGGGCCGUCCUGGACCUCAGCACUGGAAACGGGGGCGGGGGAGGGGGCCUGAGGCUCGUCACCCCGCCCUCGUGGAUGGGACUGGGGGCCAGUUUGUUGGAUAUUUUUUCUAUUUUUUAAUCGAAAGGAAAGUCCAUGGGUUUUUUUCCACUGUGCCUGGGCUCAGGGAAAUCACCCGGACCCGGGGCGCCCGCCCAGAGGGGCUGAGAUGGGAGGGAGCCAAUGCGAUGGGGCGCCACUGACCCGGGUGGGAGAGGUGGGGGGACCCCAGUGCCCACGGCCCCAGAGAGCUCCGGCUGCACAGGGCUGCCCCCUGGUGGCCAGGCAGUGCCCUUCACUCCUCGGCCACUGCUCUGAGCCUCAGCAGCGCCCCCGGGCCAGGGGACACGGGAUGAGAUGUCCCCGCGCCAGAGCGCGGCACCGCCCCUUGCGAUGUCGAGCCUUUCGGACCCAUGGGACGCGCCCAGCUGAGCCAGGAACCAGGGCAGCGCCCUGAGCGGGGCAGGGCAGGCUCUGCCUGCUGGUGCCCAUCAGAGGGACCAGCCCCUCUGGGGACAGCCUCUGGGAGCCCUUGUACCCGCGGGUACAAGGCCUGGGCCCCCACUCGGUCUUCAUGCCCUGCAAGAGGACCCUGGACCACAGCGGGCAAGGCCGCCCUGACCUCGGGGAGGCCCGGAGGCCCCGUCCCCAGAACAGGAGGAAAACGAGGACGAGGACCCCUCUCCCCCACUUCCAGUCUGUCUUCAGGGUUCUUAACUGGAGUCGCAGACCCGUCCCCCAGCUGUCAAACCUGGCUCUGUGGCCUUGGCUUGUGGGGGUCUAUCACAGAUGCUCGCACAGGCCCCAGGCCCCCAGGAUGGCAGGAAGUGGACUGCACAGAGCCGGGCUGUGUCCGUGGGGGGGUGGCACCGGGAGAACAGACGAGAAUCUCCGUGAUGGGGGCUCAGGAAUCGGAGCUGACCGGCUCCUUAUUGCAGUUCACUUUAUUCGUAACCAAUAUUCUGCUUAUUUUUAUAUUGCCCAGAGAUGAUCACUUUUAAUAUUUUUGGAGUAUACCCUUCUCUUCUAACUUAUUUCAUGUUAUAUUGUUUACUUAACACCCCCAAGUGAAUAAACAUACAUCUUGACCA
Sorex araneus (European shrew) is the source of this 4353-nucleotide messenger RNA. It is a transcript of the gene DENND2A, whose product is annotated as DENN domain containing 2A. The transcript has 19 exons. Gene Ontology annotation, cellular component: actin cytoskeleton. The coding region runs from base 279 to 3158 and encodes 959 amino acids. Gene Ontology annotation, biological process: retrograde transport, endosome to Golgi. Lineage: Eukaryota; Metazoa; Chordata; Mammalia; Eulipotyphla; Soricidae. The record is from RefSeq and is a predicted model, not a curated record.